This is a messenger RNA of Dunckerocampus dactyliophorus (ringed pipefish), 4052 nucleotides long. It is a transcript of the gene map3k7, whose product is annotated as mitogen-activated protein kinase kinase kinase 7. Gene Ontology annotation, biological process: protein phosphorylation; positive regulation of canonical NF-kappaB signal transduction; JNK cascade. Bases 253 to 1992 code for a protein of 579 amino acids. The record is from RefSeq and is a predicted model, not a curated record. The transcript is spliced from 18 exons. NCBI's taxonomy places the organism in Eukaryota, Metazoa, Chordata, Actinopteri, Syngnathiformes, Syngnathidae. Gene Ontology annotation, molecular function: ATP binding; magnesium ion binding; MAP kinase kinase kinase activity.
CCGUGCGCUGGGGACGAAAUAGAAGUGCGCACUCACUUCCUGAUGGAGUUCUUGCGAAGAAUACAAAUAUACAUUUACGGAUCCUGCUAGACCAGUUAUGCCUGAUUGUCGACGGUAGAGUGAAAAAACAUUUUUGUUCCAAGGACGUUAUUGAUGGAGUUUUUGUUGAUGAAUUAUAGACAUCUCCACGUCCCGAGAGCCGGUGCUGGUGAGCUAAAAAGCCCCGCAGUUGGUGGCUGACGUGAGCGAGUAAUGUCGCUGUCUUUACCAUCCACCGAGAUGCUGGAGACGCCCCCUGGAUAUCCAUUUGAGGAAAUUAAUUAUGAGGACAUCGAGGUGGAGGAGGUGGUGGGAAGAGGAGCGUUUGGGGUGGUUUGCAAAGCCAAGUGGAAAGGCAAAGAUGUUGCAAUCAAGACCAUUGAAAGUGAAUCGGAGAGAAAAGCCUUUAUUGUUGAGCUCCGCCAGCUUUCACGGGUAAAUCACCCUAAUAUUGUGAAGCUGUAUGGCUCAUGCAAUAAUCCAGUCUGCCUUGUGAUGGAAUAUGCAGAGGGUGGAUCACUCUACAAUGUGCUGCAUGGUGCUGAACCCCUCCCCUGCUACACUGCUUCCCAUGCCAUGAGCUGGUGUUUACAGUGUUCCCAGGGUGUGGCCUACCUCCAUGGCAUGAAACCAAAGGCUCUCAUCCACAGGGACCUUAAGCCACCAAAUUUGCUGCUUGUGGCUGGCGGCACUGUGCUGAAGAUAUGCGACUUUGGAACGGCAUGUGACAUUCAGACUCAUAUGACAAACAACAAAGGAAGUGCAGCAUGGAUGGCCCCAGAGGUAUUUGAAGGCAACAAUUACAGCGAGAAAUGUGACGUAUUCAGCUGGGGGAUAAUUCUCUGGGAGGUGAUCACACGCAGGAAGCCCUUUGAUGAGAUUGGAGGACCGGCUUUUCGUAUUAUGUGGGCAGUGCACAAUGGCACAAGACCACCUUUAAUCACAAAUUUACCCAAGCCAAUUGAAAGUCUGAUGACCCGCUGCUGGUCGAAAGACCCGUCUCAGAGGCCUUCCAUGGAGGAGAUUGUGAAGAUCAUGACUCAUCUGAUGAGGUACUUUCCAGGAUCUGAAGAACCCCUGCAAUGUCCGUACCAGUAUUCAGACGACGGACAGAGCAGCUCUGCAACUAGUACAGCCUCGUAUGUGGACACCAGCAACAAAAGUGAUGCAAACAUUGAGCACAGUGACUCACAGGGGAGCAGUGACACGAUUAAGAUCACACCACAGUUUGCGCCUCACUUCAAGCCAAAGGUAGACCCGUUGAGAACUCUGCCUCUUUCAAGAGGAGGCAGUUUUGAGAGUCUGUCUGCUCGACCACAAGGCCUGACAUCCUCGGACAGCAAACGAAUGAGUGCUGACCUUUCAGAGCUGGAGCCCAACAUAGGAUUUACACCAGCAGCACGUCCCCAGUAUAAACGAGGCCAUCGUAAAACAGCGUCAUUUGGCACCAUUCUGGAUGUUCCCAAGAUCGUCGUCACAGCCACAUGCGAGCCUCAGAGACGUCGCUCCGUACAGGAUUUGCCAGGCAUUGGCACAGAGUCCACCCAGGGAUGCAGAAACAGCAGAGGUUACUUCUCCCCCGAUGAGCUCAAAGACACCAACGGCUCAGACAAUUCCAUUCCCAUGGCUUACCUCACUCUUGAUCACCAGCUGCAGCCCCUCGCUCCUUUCCCCAACUCAAAAGAGUCCAUGGCUGUUUUUGAGCAGCACUGCAAAAUGGCUCAAGAAUAUCUGAAAGUGCAGACAGAGAUCGCCCUGCUGAUCCAGAGAAAAAAGGAACUCAUUGCUGAAUUGGACCAAGAUGAGAAGGACCAGCAGAACACGUCCCGUCUGGUGCAAGAGCACAAAAAACUACUGGAAGAAAACAAGAGUCUGUCCACAUACUACCAAAAGUGCAAAAAACAGCUGGAGCUGAUCCGCGUCCAGCAGCAGAAGAGACAGGGGACAUUGUGAUGCCAUGUGAACUCCUGCAAUCCGACAUCCACUCAAGUAUACACACAAACUCAUCACCCUUUCUUUCCAGUCCAGUGCUGACACGCCUUGCAUGUCGCACACUGUGGUCCCUUUGCCCCUGUCCAACAGGAAGGUGUCUUGUGUACAUAUAUUGCACAUCCUCACAGUGUAUUCUGUGAUUGUAGACCAAACAAUCACUGCAUCCCAGAGCCUGCUGGCUUUCAGAGCGGAGCUUCGCUUCUAUGGUGGCCGUGUGAGACGGCAGGCUGGUGUGUAUUUCUACAUGUUGCUCUCAGGGCCUCUUGGAUGACCAGUUGAUGUUUUGUUUUUUUUCAUUCCUCAGCAUCUUCUGGGGGACUCGGUAACAUUUUUUUUUUUUGUGGCCAUCGUCCACAAAUGUGUGAAAAAAGCAAGCAGUUCAGCAACAAACGUGGGAAUGUGGGGGGGGGGUGCCGUUAGGCCGAAGAUGCACCCCUGUAUCACAGUAUUUCAUCUUCCAUGUCCCCCACCCUCAAUUUGAGCUUUGGCCCUGACAGACACCAGGUGUUUACGUCCUCCGUUUGGAUGCAUCGUCCUUCUAGAACAGGGGUGGCCAAACUUUUUCCACCAGGGCCACACAGUGAAAAAUGAAAGGAUGAUAUUUUGUAAAGCAACACAUGUAGAUAUGCUAAGACGUUAUAUAUAUUUCAGGAAAAAGCCAGUAUCAACUUCACUUGUUGCGUUGUUUUCCCCCCAUUUUUGCUGUUUUUUUUUUUUUUUGUAAAUAUUUCUUUUUUUUUUAAAUUUUGUACAUUUUCUUCUUGUAGUGUAACUUUACUCCCAUAUUAUACAUUUUUCCCCAACCCAAUUUUGUUUGUUUCUAAUAUUACUUUUUAAAAACUAACGUAUUUUUUCUUUAAUAUUUCAUCUCAUAUUACAAGUUUAUUCUUGUAAAACUGCACCUUUUUUUCCUCAUCAGAAUACAACUUUUUUUUUCUCUUAAUAUUUUGAUUUUAACUUAAAAAAUUACAGCUGUUUUUUUUUUUAUUUUCCAACAAUUAACUUUUUUUGUGUAAAUGUUAUAAUUUUCAUAAUUAGGACUUUAUUCCCAUAACAUAACUUUUUCCUCAACCUGAUUUUCCAAAAAUUACAACUUUGUUUGUUGUUGUAUAUCACAACUUAGGAAAAACAACAAUUUCUCUAAUAUUUAAACUUCAUGCUACUAAAAUGUUAGUUUUCCUCAUAAAAUUACAUUAUACUCCUAAAAAAAAAAGUAAAUAUUUUGACUUUAUUCUGGUAAAAUUACUGCUGAUUUUUCCAUUUUUAUUAUUAUUUAAGUUCUCUUGUUAAAUUAUAUUUUUAGAAUGUGCCGCAGGCCUCAAUUUGGACACCCCUGUUCUAGAAAGACUUAUAUCUGUACCGCAAAAACACAAAAAUAAGCUUUCCUUGCAAAUUAGAGAAGCUGUGGAUUCCGCAUAAAACAUAUUUGGACUCCAGUGUUGUUUUGAUUUGUAAAUGUUUUUCUCUUUUCUAUUCAGUAGUUGACCUUUUUGUUCUUUAGGACGUAUUUUACGGGGUGUGGAAAUUCUCACUGAGAAGUAAUAGCGAGCCUGUACCUGAUAUACGGUAGUUUGGUUUUAGUUCACAUGUUGCCUUAGAAGUCGCCUGCAUUUUAAGUGCUUGACUUGUUUUACGUGACAUUUAAUUCAUAUUAAUGUAACGGACAUUGGAUGUCACAGGUAAGAAUAAUGUAUGCUUCCCUCUUGCUGUGCACCCAAAGGAGGCUUGGAUGUAAUCGCUUUCAUAUCCCAGAAGUAUUUUUACACAUUGCUUUACCCGGUGAAGUCAUUUAUCGCUAAGACUUGAGUUGCUGAUGCACGGGGAUGAAUGGUCACGCAUCUUUUGUCUCCUACAUUUUCACUUUACAUGCACAAACAACGUAAACAACUCAGUGUGUGGCUUCAGUUGACGGUGACGAAGGCGUCGUGAAUAAACUCAAUUGUCUAAAUUGUUUUUGUUGCUUUUCUCCCCUCCCGACCCCGCACUUUAACAUAAUAAAUGACACCUGUGUUCAAGGAAAA